AUGAUGGAAGUCGAACACGCUGGACCCAAACCCGUUGGACGUCAAACCCGUCCCAGGAGCGCAUUAACCCGUUGGACGUCGAACCCGUUGGAUGAGGAAGUCGAACACGCUGGACCCAAACCCGUUGGACGUCAAACCCGUUGGACGUCAAACCCGUUGGAUGAGGAAGUCGAACACGCUGGACCCAACCCGUUGGACGUCAAACCCGUCCCAGGAGCGCAUUAA
Messenger RNA from Histoplasma mississippiense, 225 nucleotides. RefSeq lists its product with no specific name. The transcript has a single exon. The record is from RefSeq and is a predicted model, not a curated record. The coding region runs from base 1 to 225 and encodes 74 amino acids. Lineage: Eukaryota; Fungi; Ascomycota; Eurotiomycetes; Onygenales; Ajellomycetaceae.